UAAGUUACCCCCACUGCACUGAGGGUCCAUGUUUAUGGCACAGAGGAGGGAGUUUCCUUCACUCUGUGGACGAUCAGAGCAGAGGAGCGAGUUCUGGAGCUCUGGCUCUUCCUGCGGCUCAUCGCCCCUUACUCCCCCGCGACUGACUGACCCGCAGCACCGGCAGCCUGAAGGAGAGGCGGAGGGAAGAAGACGAAGAAGAAGCAGUUUGUAGUGGCACCUGCCCAAGCCUCCAUCCCCGCUUCCUCUGCUGCAUCGGCUGCCACCAUGUGUGACUGUUUCCACCUGGCGUUCCCCAACUGGCACGCUGCCUCUUCUGGGACGGCAGGGAGACGACUGCGAGCCCCAGAACCUGCCACACAGGAUGAUUCAAUAUGUGAAGAGCCGACUCAGUUUGCAGAGGGGGAGAGACCCCGGCCUCAAGGAUCAUCCCCAGUCCAGGAGUAUCCUGAGGCGGCUGACAAAGAGUGCGAUGAACAUGAUGCAGACCACAAAGCUGGGAGCGGACACAAAGGUAAAAAGUCUGGCCUCGGCUCCAUCUUCGAGAGGACCUCCACUCCAAAAAUGAGUAAAUUAAAGGAAGCUCCCAGUCCUGAAGGUGGCGUUAUAGUGAACACAGCCCAAGAUGGAUGUGCAGAGGGUCUGGUUUAUGGAGGAGGAGGGAAAGAGGGGAUCUUCAUAAAGAAAGUCGUCCCAGAGUCACCAGCUUCAAAAAGCUUAAAAGUCAAAGAAGGAGAUCAGAUCCUGAGCGCCACAGUGUAUUUUGACAACAUGUCGUAUGAGGACGCCAUUCAGAUUCUGGAACAUGCUCAGGCUUACAAAUUGAAGCUUUGCCUCAAACGCCAGCCGGACAUCACGGAGACGGAACCGACCAUCGAUUCAGACGUUAUUCCUGAGGAAGAAGCCGGCUCCACAGAGAUGAGGGACCAAGGAAAAACCAGAAGACGUGGCGACGCUCGCAUCUCGUGGCCAAAGUUUCCCUCCUUUGGAAAAGGACGCAAAUCUCGUUUCACAAGAUCUCAUAGUUCGUCAGAAGCAGAUGAGCAGAGAAAACUUGAGCUUAGUCCGACGACAAGUGACACAGAGUCGCCUAUAAAAUCUCAGGAUGCCCUGAAAGGAAAGAAGAAGCAUAAAAUAAAGCUCUCUGGCCUAACAAGAAGAGGCCGCAUAAGUUCAUCUGAAGACCAGGACACGGAUGCUCCAACAUCUGGCCAGAUGAGUAGUGACGUUCAGCAGAAGCAGGAAUCAGACACACUUUCGCCCGAGUUCCCCGAAUACCCCAUAGCAGAAACACCAGAGACCAAUGAUCAGGCAGGGGAAGCUAUGGAGUCUGACCUGGUUCAACGCAAGGUGGCACUCAUCAGAGAAGACGUCACUUUGAAAACCACAGAUCCAACCGUAGCGCUGGGCGAUCAGGAAGGCCAGUCUGGAGCUCCAAAAUCCCCAGACGAGAAAAAAAAGAAGAAAGAGAGGUCAGAAUUAAAAAUGAAGAUCCUGGGGAAAGAUAAAUCGCACAAAAAAGACGCAAAAGCAAAAUCCUCUCCCAAAAGGCUUAAGACUCUCGGAGCAAGUGUUGACACGGAAGAUCUUCCCGAAGCAGGAAAAUCUGCUGCUAUCUCAAGCUCUGAGUCAAAAACCAAAUUGCUGGGAGAUCAGUCUACAGUUGGUGUAGAUAACAAAAGCCAAGGUGGAGAGAGUUCAAAGCUCAUCUCAUCCAAAUCCAUUACAUCGCAGAUAAGUUUACCAAAGGUGGAACUUGACAUAUCAGUGAGAAAAUCUCCCAGAAAAAGUGAUGACAAAACACAGAAAGGAAAGGAGACGAAACAGAAGCAAGCCAAAAAGUCCAGUCCAAAACAUAAGCAAUCUGAAUUAGACAUGAGCAAUGUUGCUAAUGCAGAAGAAAUGGAAAAGGUGAACGACCAAGAACCAACAACUAUAACUGACCGCGUUUCCAAAACACAACUUCCCAAACGUGAAGACAUCGAGAUUCCAGGAAUGGAGGACAUGUCUGUGAAAACCACUGUGGCUGAUUAUAAAAAGCGCAGCAAAGAAAGCCAGGCUGAAGCAGUGCAAAUGUCUAUUGAUGUUGAUAGUGUGAAAGAAGCUGUUUCUAAAUUACCUGGAUUUAAGCUGCCUCAACUGGAUAUAUCAGGGGUGCCUAUCCCGGAAGAAAUAACUGUCAUAGAUGCUAACGCACAAAGAAUAUCUGUAAAAACGCCCACAAAAGUCGUAAAACCAAAACCAGAAGAACAUCUGACAAGGUCUGACACAACGGCAUCUUCAGAAAUCUCUAAAACAAUCUUUUUGACUGACAACAGGUCUGACUUUAAGAGCUCUCAAAUGGAAGACAAUACCAGCCCAACAAAGUGCAAAAGUGAAGAGGAAACAAACGGAAAAGCAGCAGCAAAGGAAGAGCUGAAGAUGUCCACUAGGCCAAAGAUAACAAUGCCUAGCUUUGGGAUGUCAGCAAAAAGCAGAAGACUGCCUUAUAUUGGGAUUGACAUGCAGAAACCAAGCUUCAGUCAGGAAAAAGAACUAACAACUGAAACAAGAAAAGAUGAAAGACAAACUGGAGAAGUCAUAUGUAAAGUCAAAAUACCUGAACUUGAUGGUAUUGAGUACAUUGACUCAAUGGAUGAGUCGGUCAAAAAGGAUGGUGGCUUCGCAAGUUUUAAUACAAGUUCUGACACGAAGACAAUACUUGCCUUUUCUUUCGAAAGUAAAGAAACAUCUGAUAAACUUGAGGAUGAAAGAAAUAAGCUGUCCAAAGUUAGAAUGUCUCCUUCAGGCACACCUAGUGGAAAAGAGGAUAUCUCUGCCGAAGGGACGACAAAACCUCAAGACAGAGAUGGAAAGAGUACAUUUAAAUGGCCAAACCUGGACAUCUCAGUGCCAAAAAUAAAAGGAACAACAGUUGAUAUCAAGACAUCUAAGAAAGACACAGCUCACACAGAAGCACUGGCUGAAGGAGGGCUAAUCCCAGGAGGCCCAGAGAGCGAUAUGGUCCUCAAGAGCUCUGAUGUUCCUAAAGAAAUGGCAGAGGCAGAAAAACCACAAGUGGAAAUAAAGCCAACUGAAACUGAAGGUGAGCUUGACUGGGAAGCAAGCAAAUUGACAAAGUUUGGGAUUAAAAUGCCAAAAAUCAAAGGCCCAGAAUUUGACUUGAGUUUGUCAAAGAAAGAAGCACAUGGCAAAGCUGCAGGUAAACUCCCAGAAGCAUAUAAAACAGAAGUUACUCCUGGAAAGGGAAAAGUAUAUUUUCUGAAGCAAAAGAUGCAGUUAGAAAAACCUGGAGAAGUUAAACCUUUGCAGUCCAAGGAUGAACACUUCCAAGGAGGCAAAAUCAAAAUCCCAAAGUUUGGAGUCAAAACAACAAAAUUAGCAGGUCCUGAGAUAAGCUUGUCAAAGAAAGAUGCAGAGGUUACCCUGCCAGAGGCUAAACCUGAGAUCAAACUCACUGAAGGUUCAGGAACAGAUGUGAACAAAGACAGUGUUAAGCCAGAAGAACAGAAAGGAAUAGAAAAGUCUGAUCUGAAAAUCAAAACAAUGCAGAAGGAAGGUGAAGCGAAAGGACAUGGACACAAGAUCAAAAUGCCCCAGCUGGGAAUUGCACUGCCAAAAGUUACAAUGCAUGAGUCAGAUUUAAGCCUGUCGAAGAAAGGCAAAGAUCUGACACUGCCUGAAGUUAAAGGAGAAAUCAAAGAUCUUGAGGUUGAUGGAACUGGAUCAUCAACAAAACUAGAUGUUAGAGCUCCUGGAAUUAAAGUUGAAACAAAGGAUGUUGAAGGAUCAUCGUCAAAAUUCAAAAUGUCCCCUUUUAAAUUUUCCAGAUUUGGAGCUGCUCCUUCAAACCUCAGCGGCGAGGUAAGCGAAGCUUCUGAAACACACACAUUGGAAGAUGGUGCUGGUAUUGAUGCUGCCAUACCAGACAGUGAUGUAAAAAUGAAAGCAUCUGAAAUUGAUGGAAGAGCAAAUAAGUUCAAAAUUCCAAAAUUUGGAAUAGCACUUCCAAAACUAAAGGGUUCUGAAAUGGAUACAACCCAAUCCCAAAAGGUUGAUGUAGAUGUCAUAUUGUUUAAAGGUGACACUGAAAUAAAACUCAUUGAUGCUGAGCAUGAAGAACCUGGUAUCAGGAUGAAGGGCAAAUUUCCCCAGAUUGGAGUUCAGCAAGAUGUUGGGUACUCAGCAUCAAAACCUGAAAUCACAGUACCACUUUCUGAUGCUAAAGCAGAAGUCAAGCUGUCGCAAGUUGAUGGAGAAAGAAUCAACUUUUCAUCUCCUGUGGUCCUUAAUGAGACACCAGAGCUGGAGAUCCCGACCAUGAAGGUUGAGAAUCACCUUGACAGACAAGAAGAAAAGAUGAAGCUGUCAAAGAUUGGAAUAAAAAUGCCCAAAAUUAAAGGACCGGAGUUUCAACUUGGACUCACAGGUAAAGACACAGAUGUCAUGGAGGCAGAAGGCAAAGUGGACAAUAAAACUAAGGUAGGCGUCCCAGUUCCUACAGCAGAUGUUAGCCUGGGAAAAGCAGAAAUCUUGAUAUCUUCUGGAAAAGUGGAAGUUGGAAAACCAGAAAUGCAAAUUCAACCUACAGUUGAAGGACAAGGAAGCAGGUUCAAAAUGCCAAAAUUUGGAAUCACAAUGCCAAACGUCAAAGGACCUGAAGGAAAGAAGAAUGUAGAGUCUUGGUCUAAGGAGACCAAGACUGACAUAAAAAUACCUGAUGCAAAUUUUGAGGCACCAGAUGUGGAACAAUCCCCAUCAAAAUUUAGUAUGCCAACUGUCAAAUUACCAAAAUUAGGACUGGGCACUUUAGACAAAAAUGUACAAGGAGAUGACAUUGAUAAAGACAUUCCUGAUGAUGUUCUUGCAGUUACCAUUGUUGCACCGAGCUCUGACCUCUCAAAAAUUGAUAUCGAUACACAUCUUCUUGAAAGUAAAACUGAAGUUGCACUUUCGAGUGAUGAUGUAAACAAAUACCCCAUUGGAGUGGCAGCUACAGCUCCACAAAUGAAAGUGUCAAAAAAAGAAAAAGAAGGGUCACCAUCCAAAUUUAAGAUGCCGACAUUCAAGUUACCAAAACUUGGGCUUUCUGUUCAAAGUUCUACUGAAGAGCCUCCUCUGGACAAAGAUCUCAAAACAGGAGACGUGGAGAUGUCUGGAGAGAUUCUUUCAACAAGCCUAGAAGCACCAAGAAUUGACGUUAAGGCUCCAUCAGUAGCUUUAAAAACUACAGGAACUGAGAGUGAAGAAAGAGGAAGAAAGUUUAAACUGCCAAGUCUUGGUUUUUCAGCAUCGCAAACCAAAGGACUUGAUACUGACAUUACCUUACCCACAACAGAAGUUGAUGUUACCUUACCCACAACAGAAUUUGAUGUUACCUUACCCACAACAGAAGUUGACAUUACCUUACCCACAACAGAAGUUGAUGUUACAGUACCACAAGUCAAAACAGAAAUCAAACUCCCUGAAGAAAAGUUUAACAAAUCUUUUGAAGUGGAAGCUAAAGCUCCAGAAUUGAAAGGUACAAGAAUAGAAAAAGAGGGCUCACCUUCCAAGUUUAAGAUGCCGACAUUCAAGAUGCCAAAAUUUGGGCUUUCUGCUCAGAGUUCCACAGCAGAACUGCCUCCUUUGGACAAAGAUCUCAAAACAGGAGAAGGUGAAAUUACCACUUCUGGAGAGAUUCUCGUUGGAAGCCUAGAAGCACCAAGAAUUGACGUUAAGGCUCCAUCAGUAGCUUUAAAAACUACAGGAAUUGAGAGUGAAGGAAGAGGAAGAAAGUUUAAACUGCCAAGUCUUGGUUUUUCAGCAUCGCAAACCAAAGGACUUGAUACUGACAUUACCUUACCCACAACAGAAGUUGAUGUUACCUUGCCCACAACAGAAGUUGAUGUUACCUUGCCCACAACAGAAGUUGAUGUUACCUUGCCCACAACAGAAGUUGAUAUUACAGUACCAGAAGUCAAAACCGAAAUCAUAAUCCCUGAAGAAAAGCUUAGCAAAUCCAUUGAAGUGGAAGCUAAAGCUCCAGAAUUUAAAGGUACAAGAAUAGAAAAAGAGGGCUCACCAUCCAAGUUUAAGAUGCCGACAUUCAAGAUGCCAAAAUUUGGGCUUUCUGCUCAGAGUUCCACAGCAGAACUGCCUCCUUUGGACGAAGAUCUCAAAACAGGGGAAGGUGAAAUUACCACUUCUGGAGAGAUUCUCGUUGGAAGCCUAGAAGCACCAAGAAUUGACGUUAAGGCUCCAUCAGUAGCUUUAAAAACUACAGGAAUUGAGAGUGAAGGAAGAGGAAGAAAGUUUAAACUGCCAAGUCUUGGUUUUUCAGCAUCGCAAACCAAAGGACUUGAUACUGACAUUACCUUACCCACAACAGAAGUUGAUGUUACCUUGCCCACAACAGAAGUUGAUGUUACCUUGCCCACAACAGAAGUUGAUGUUAUCUUGCCCACAACAGAAGUUGAUAUUACAGUACCAGAAGUCAAAACCGAAAUCAUAAUACCUGAAGAAAAGCUUAGCAAAUCUUUUGAAGUGGAAGCUAAAGCUCCAGAAUUUAAAGGUACAAGAAUAGAAAAAGAGGGCUCACCAUCCAAGUUUAAGAUGCCGACAUUCAAGAUGCCAAAAUUUGGGCUUUCUGCUCAGAGUUCUACAGCAGAACUGCCUCCUUUGGACAAAGAUCUCAAAACAGGGGAAGGUGAAAUUACCACUUCUGGAGAGAUUCUCAUUGGAAGCCUAGAAGCACCAAGAAUUGACGUUAAGGCUCCAUCAGUAGCUUUAAAAACUACAGGAAUUGAGAGUGAAGGAAGAGGAAGAAAGUUUAAACUGCCAAGUCUUGGUUUUUCAGCAUCGCAAACCAAAGGACUUGAUACUGACAUUACCUUACCCACAACAGAAGUUGAUGUUACCUUGCCCACAACAGAAGUUGAUGUUACCUUGCCCACAACAGAAGUUGAUAUUACAGUACCAGAAGUCAAAACCGAAAUCAUAAUCCCUGAAGAAAAGCUUAGCAAAUCCAUUGAAGUGGAAGCUAAAGCUCCAGAAUUUAAAGGUACAAGAAUAGAAAAAGAGGGCUCACCAUCCAAGUUUAAGAUGCCGACAUUCAAGAUGCCAAAAUUUGGGCUUUCUGCUCAGAGUUCUACAGCAGAACUGCCUCCUUUGGAAAAAGAUCUCAAAACAGGGGAAGGUGAAAUUACCACUUCUGGAGAGAUUCUCAUUGGAAGCCUAGAAGCACCAAGAAUUGACGUUAAGGCUCCAUCAGUAGCUUUAAAAACUACAGGAAUUGAGAGUGAAGGAAGAGGAAGAAAGUUUAAACUGCCAAGUCUUGGUUUUUCAGCAUCGCAAACCAAAGUACUUGAUACUGACAUUACCUUACCCACAACAGAAGUUGAUGUUACCUUGCCCACAACAGAAGUUGAUGUUACCUUACCCAGAACAGAAGUUGAUGUUACCUUGCCCACAACAAAAGUUGAUGUUACCUUGCCCACAACAGAAGUUGAUAUUACAGUACCAGAAGUCAAAACCAAAAUCAUAAUCCCUGAAGAAAAGCUUAGCAAAUCCAUUGAAGUGAAAGCUAAAGCUCCAGAAUUUAAAGGUACAAGAAUAGAAAAAGAGGGCUCACCAUCCAAGUUUAAGAUGCCUACAUUCAAGAUGCCAAAAUUUGGGCUUUCUGCUCAGAGUUCCACAGCAGAACUGCCUCCUUUGGACAAAGAUCUCAAGAUAACUGGAGGAGAAAUGACAAUGUCAGAGGAGGUCAUUGUAGUUAGCACAGAAGGACCAAGUGUUGAAAUUGGGGAUUUAUCCAUAGAGUCAAAAAAAGAGGGAAGUGAACGUGAAGGAAAAGGAAAAAGGUUUAAGUUGCCAAGUCUUGGAUUUUCUGCUACGCAGGCCAAAGUGCCGGACACAGAUUUAAGCUUGAAGACAGGAGUAGAUGUUACACAACCAGAACUCAAAGCUGAAGUCAAAUUUCCUGAUGAUGAACUGAAAAGAACAGAAACAGAAAUAGAAAGUAAAGGAUCUGAAUUUCAAGUUGAAGCAAAGGACAUUGAAGGAUCAACAUCCAAGUUUAAAAUGCCAACUUUUAAAUUACCCAAAUUUAGGCUUGCCACUCAAAGUUCCAUUGAAGAACUAUCUUCUUUUGACAAAGAUGUCAAAAUCAGUGGAGGUGAAACCACAGGCUUAGAGGAGGUACUUACAGUUACCACAGAAGGACCAAGCAUUGAAAUUAAGGGGACAUCAGUAGAUUUAAGCACUGAAGGAAGUGAUCUUGAAGGAAAAGGAAGGAAGUUCAAACUGCCAAGUCUGAGUUUUUCAGUACCUCAAGCCAAAGAGCCAGAGACUGAUUUGAGCGUAAGGACAGAUGUAAAUGUCAAAGUACCAGAGGUAAAAACUGAAGUCAAACUUCCAAGCACCAAAUCUUCUGUUGAAGUGGAAACUGAAGCACUUGAAUCCAAAGAUACAAAAAAGACUACAGAAAGCUCACCCUCCAAAUUUAAAAUGCCAAAUUUUAAGUUACCAAAAUUUGGGCUUGCUACUCAAAUUUCCACUGGAGAAGUACCUCCAUUAGACAAAGGUGUAAAACCAGUAGAAGGUAAAAUCACAACUUCAGAAGAGGUUAUUGUAGUUACCACAGAAGCACCAACCAUUGAAAUGAAGGGUCCAUUAUUAGAGCUAAAAACUGAAGGAAAAACUGAAGGAAAAAUUGAUCGUGAAGAAAAAGGAAAAAAGUUUAAGUUGCCAAGUUUAGGUUUUUCUGCGACAGAAGCUAAAGGGACUAGCAGUGAUUUAGAGUUAUCAAAGACAGAAAUGGACGUUACAUUGCCAGAAGUAAAAGCUGAAGUCAAACUCCCUGAUGACGAGAAUCUGAUAAAAACAUCUACUGUGAUAGAAAUUAAAGGACCUGAAAUCAAAACUGAUGGAUCGCCAUCCAAAUUUAAAAUGCCUGCAUUCAAGUUACCAAAAUUUGGUCUUACUUCUCAAAGCUCUACAGAAGAAGGUCCUUUGGAGAAAGAUGAGAAAGAUGGUGAACCUAAAAACACUGUCACUGCAACAGAAACUAAGGCACCUGAAAUAACGGUUGUGUCAAAAGACACUGAUGGAUCGCCAUCCAAAUUUAAAAUGCCAACAUUCAAGUUGCCAAAAUUUGGCCUUGCUUCCCAAAGUUCAAACAAACAAGUACAAGAUGUCAAAACAGUGAAAGGUGAAAGUACUACUUUGGAGGAAGUUCUCACAGUUACAACAGAAGAACCAAGCAUUAAAAUUAAGGGUCCAUCUGUGGAUCUAAGGAGUUCAGAAACUGAUGAUGAAAGAAAAGGAAGUAAAUUUAAACUUCCAAAUCUUGGUUUUUCAUUAUCACAAUCCAAAGGACCGGAUACCAACAUUAACUUACCCAAGGCAGAUGUAGAUGUCACAGCACCAGAAGUCAAAGCUGAAGUUCAAUUUUCCAACGCAAAUGUGGAACAACCUUCAGUGCAAAUGGACAUUAAGUCUCCAGUGAUCAAAGCUGAUAUCAACACUACAUCAGAAGUUGAAUUGCCUAAAAUUACAUUACCGAAAUUUGAAUCCGUAACCCCACAUGUCAGUAUGGAAAGACCUAAAAUGACCAAAGAGAAAAGGGGUGAUGUGGACCUUCAUGUUGAUACUGAUACAGUAGAUUUUAAUGUUAAAGCAGGGGAACUAAAGAAAUACGAAGUCCAGACACCAAGUGCUGAGGCAAAAGGCGAAGUUGAACUUGAAGGUAAAGUCAAACGGCUAAAUUGGACUUUUCCUAGCAUCUCAUUUUCAAGAACUGGUGGCCAAGCCCCUGCCGUCGACGUCAACAUGGAAACUCCAAAAGAUGGUGUGACGUCAGUGGAGACCAAAAUCUCAGAUGUUGAUGUUAAAGAAUCUUCAAUGGUCCCAGCUCCAGAACUUGACCCAGGUUUGAAGAAAAGUAAAUUUUCACUUCCCAGGUUUUCAUUUUCAAAGCCGAGCUUGAAAGAGACUGAAGUAAAAGCUGAGCUUCCAGAAGUCAAAAAUUAUGAAACCGAUAUGACAACAGAGAUCAAACUCUCUGCAGAUGAAGACAAAAACGUCCUAACUGCUUUUGAAGUGACAAAUUCUGAGGCUGAAGUCAAGUCCAAAAAAUUUAAAAUGCCUACUCUGAAAAUGCCAAGAUUUGGCAGUGCGUCUUACGAGGUAACAACAGAAACGCACAUUUCAGAUAGAACAGCUGAAGAAGAUGGAAGUCAGCUGGGGGAGGGUGCUGCUGUUCUCAUCAAAGGUCCAACGAUUGAUUUUGAAUCAGAUACCCCCAAAUCAGAACAACAGGAUCAAGAAACCCUAAACAUAGAAAGUGAUAGUGCAGUUCAAGGAUCUCCAAGUAAAUUCAAACUACCUACCUUUAAAAUACCACGGCUGGGUCUUUCCAGAUCCAAGCCUGAAGAGGAAUCUGUUCACUCUGAGUAUGAAAACAAUGAAGAUCAACUGGAAAUGAAGAUUGCGCCAGAAGAAGAAAAUCUAUCACCAAAACUGACUUUAACAUCAUUUGGUGACAUUCUUAAGUCGAUUGAUGUUGACUUUGACGUUCGAAAAGUGGACAAAGUUGAUCAAGACGUUGAAACCUCAAAGGAAUCUCAUGAGCCAGGCGAAGCCACCACAAUGCACACAUCGGCAAAAACCAAGCACGAUACCACCAAAAGUCCGGAGAGCUCGAGCUGGUUUAAGUUCCCGAAGUUUGGCCUGUCUUCCCCAACAGAACAACAAAAGAUUCCUGACAAAGCAGAACAAGUAAAAGAUAGCAGCCCAGUCGGGGUAUCCAAGGACGAGGAAGUAAGUCCCACCCUUUCUGUCCAGUCAUCAGAUGCUUUUGCUGAUGUUAGCUCUACAAUCACAAGUGAGCCUAUUGGCCCAUUCAUACCUUCCCCAACCAAGGUGACAGUCAAAUACUCUGACGAAAGCGCAGGUGCUGGAUUUGAAGAGAUGCACAGUGACAUCAUGACUUCCACGACAAGGACUGAGCUGAUCACAGAUGUGCCCACCUUGCCGGAGAAGAUCACUAUUUUGUCUUCUGGUGUUUCAUCUUCUUCUGAAGAUACAGUAAGAUUAACGUCGGGAAAAAUACACAUCAUCACAUCAAACAUACAGCCUACUCCUGAGUCACAGAAUGCCAAGAUUCUGUCUGCUGUCCAAGUCCAAUCAGAGGAAGGCUUUACUUUACAGUCGGAGGGAGAUGAAGCGCCAUCGUGGAUGGUCCAAGAUGCUCGAAGUGCCACAAGGACAGUCAAACACUUAGUCCAAGAAACAACAACCGAAAGAAGUGAGAGCAAGGAGACUGUGGUUAUAACCAAGCAAAUCACCCAUAUAUUUGGCCCCACAGAACCCAUCUCAGGAGAGACAGCGUCAUCUAUUCAACGUCUCAAAGACUCUGUGCACACUGAGAAAAUGAGGUUCUUUGAUGAGGCUGAGAAGUGAAAGAAAAAUUUGAAUUCGUGUUUAAAGAUACAACUCCUUGUUAUGUGGUUCGCCAUAAAAGAAGGGCAUACAGUUCCACCGCCUGAAGUUAAAAACAAAAUGGCAACUGGAUGAGGGACCAAUCAAUCUAACAUACCAAUCACUGAAAGUUCUUGUUAGCAUCCAGAUAUCACCAUGGCAAUGUGAUGUGGAGUUGCAUGCUUAUUGAGCUUUAUAGAAAUGCACCGCUGUAGCAAAUGACUGUUACAUUUAUAUUGUGGUCAAGAUGUUAAUAAGCUGGUUAAAUGAUUCUCCUCAUUGCAUAAUAUGUGUUUGCUUUAUAGUAAACAAUGUUUGAUUUAUGCUAGCAUACACAGUGCCUUGCAAAAGCAUUGAUGCCCCAUACAUCAUCACAUUUCUUUACAUUAUAACUACAGCAUUGAUGAACUGACAAGGGGCUUUUGGAUCCCAAAAUGGUGGGAAAACAAUGCAUGGUAUUUAAGUUGAGUGAAUAUUACCAAUAUUCUUAAAGGAAAAUCUGGAAUUGUGAUAUGUGUGUUAACACACACCCCUUACUAAGUUCUCAAUAGAUGCUAGAAUUACGUUUGGCUGCAAAUCCCAAGGGUGCGUUUCUGGAGGCUUUGUAUUUGUAGACAUACGGAACUUCCACAUUAUUCUGUGAACCUUAACCUUUAACGCUUUCCACAAAUUCUUAUUUGGACUGAAGAAUCCAAAUAAGAAUAGCAUCCCGACAGCAGGAUUCUUCUGGCACUAUUAAAGGGGCAGUAUUAUUUAAAAUAAACUUUUUUGAGCUUUACAUCAUGUUAUAAUGCUGCCCCUCAUAAAAAAAAAACAUGCCUGGAUUGUUGGCUUGACAAAUUAAACUCCAUGGCAACUACUCCUGGGGGAACCUGGUGCAGCUCCUCCUAUGAGAUCAGCUCCUUCAGACUAGUCAUCAGCAAUUAGCAAACACCUGGUGGAAGUCUUAUCUUUUUGGUGUGUGUUAAGAUUGAAACGUUAUGGAGGCUCCUAGAGGUUUGGGUGACCUAAGCAGUGACUUAGUUUGCCUGUACAUAGGGCUGCUCCUCUGAAUAAUAAAAAUAUUAUAUUCGCAAAAAAAAAAAAAGUUGUGAAAAUGCAUUGUUUUCCUCCUCCCAUUUUACUUCAGUGUGACUUUGUGUUCGUCACAUCACAAACAAACAAUGCAUUGAGAUUUUAUGAAAAACUUUGAGGGUUAUGAAUUUUUGUUCUGAGACACUGUGUGAAAUAUUUUCUGUCAGUUUGUGCUUUUGAAAUCUGCUCAAGUUAAUUACUUUGCGGGAUGAUGACUAGAGCAUUCAGUGAGAAAAGAGACAGUGAGAGAGCGAGACAGAGAGAGAGAGACAAUGUUGCUGAUAUUCCAGAGUAUGUUCACAGUUAGCGCUUUAAGCAGAAAAAUAUUUACAGCAAAGAAAAUUAUAUACAAGUAAAAAAAAGAUGCAAAUGUACAGGAAUUAUCUAUAUACUGUUGCUACAGUUGAUGUGUAAAGAAACAAUACCAUUGAAAGGCUGAAGUGAAAUGUUUAUUGUAGAACUCUUAAAGUGCCCUGCUGCAAUUACACUGGUAACAACUCACUGUGCAGAAGCUACUUUGCUAUGAUGUGCACUAAAACUGUUAAGUAUAUCUUCCUUUAGUAGGAGAGUUACUGACCCAGCCGUGUAAAUAGCUUUUGGAAACCAUGUUAUUUUUUUGGUCACUGCCCUUGUUUUUAUCCUGAUAGGCUAUAAUAUAACUGAAUGUAUUUACAAAGUCAUACGCAAUAAAUAACAUAAAAAGGAACAGGAAA
Molecule: messenger RNA, 13247 nt
Organism: Poeciliopsis prolifica (blackstripe livebearer)
Lineage: Eukaryota; Metazoa; Chordata; Actinopteri; Cyprinodontiformes; Poeciliidae
Product: protein AHNAK2
Exons: 7
Coding region: 268-11442 (3724 amino acids)
Biological process (GO): regulation of RNA splicing
Cellular component (GO): cytoplasm; nucleus
Molecular function (GO): protein binding
Source: RefSeq, a predicted model, not a curated record